Molecule: messenger RNA, 5710 nt
Organism: Drosophila mojavensis
Lineage: Eukaryota; Metazoa; Arthropoda; Insecta; Diptera; Drosophilidae
Gene: NFAT
Product: nuclear factor of activated T-cells 5
Exons: 10
Coding region: 814-5256 (1480 amino acids)
Biological process (GO): regulation of transcription by RNA polymerase II
Cellular component (GO): transcription regulator complex
Molecular function (GO): DNA-binding transcription factor activity, RNA polymerase II-specific; RNA polymerase II cis-regulatory region sequence-specific DNA binding; transcription factor binding
Source: RefSeq, a predicted model, not a curated record
AGUUGAAUGCAAAUGGGCCAGCGUCGUACUAGAAUUUGUCCAAGUAUUUAUGUUUUUUUUUUCAAGUGCAAAACGUGUGUUAAUUUACAAAACUUAUACGCUGGAAACGGGCAUGUUAAAGCAUAAAAUGCAUGCACCGCAAGCUAGAUUAAAACGUAAUUUAAACAAAUUCCCAACACACAUACCUAAGAAAAAUCAACGCACACACACAAACGCGCAACGCGUGUAUAAACAUAUGAACGAAGCAUAGAAAGAAAACCCAACACAACAAUAAUAACAAUAACGUGAACAGAAGCAGCAGCACUUGUGAAACAGUGAACAAUAAUAUAAUUGAUAAAAUUGAUAAAUGUAGAGUGAAGCGAAAGGAGGCAACUAAACGAACUACCGAAACGGCAGGCGCGAUUUUCUUCGUCGUUGUCCCUGUGUCAAUAGAGAGAGAAAGAGAGGAAACAAAAAAUUGUUACUAAAAAUAGCAAUAAAUAGACAAAACCCCGUUGUCGCUGACGUUUUCUUCUUUCGGACUUUGGGCCUUGUCUCCGUUUUGACAGUUACCGUUAGCCUGUUGGAUCAAACAGCAGCAGCCGCAGCUACACAUACAUAAAGACAAAUAUACAAACAAAUAAAUAACUAUAAAGUGAAAUUACGCUACAUUUUGGUGCCUAGUGGUUUUUUGUUUUGUUUCGUUUUUGUUUUUGUUUUGUUAUUCUGUUUUGUGCUUGCUGCGUUUGUUUGGAGACGAAAUAAGAGCAACAGCAGCAGCAGCAGCAGCACCAGCAACAACAACAAUAACAUCAGCAAACACGGAUCAACACAAUGCUCUUAAAAUUCACAAAAACCAGUGGAGCCGGCGGCGCGGGUUCAGGCACCAGUUCAUCGAUGCAGGCGACCACGACGUACGCGGUGCGCGGUGGAACAGGCAUGCGUAUGACCAUGUCCACAAACUCAACGAUGAGUCCUCGCAUCCAUCGCAAAGGCUUUCGCAUACCAUCGAAAAGACAGCCGGGCAAGGGACUGCCGGGCAAAUUGCACACUAUAGCCAGGACGGGUCCGGGGAAGCUAGUGCCAGGGAAACGAAUACCACAGAGACCGCAUCCGCCGCCCUGCGACAAUUCCAAUGACAGUGGCUUGGGAUUCGAUCAGCACACGGAGCUGCGCAAUGGCACUGCCCCGGUUGCUGUCGAUGCCAGGAGCAGCAACCCCAGCAGCAGCAGCAGCAGCAGCAGCAGCAGCAGUAGCAACAGCAGCAGUUGUAGCAGCAGCAGCAGCACCAGCAGCAGCAGCAACAGCAGUGGCAUCCCAGGCAGUGGGCAGCAUUCAAAUCUGAUAGUAAAUAGUGUGACUGCAGGUGCGGCAAGCAGCAGCUCCUUGCAGCAGCAGCAGCAGCAUCAUCAACCGCAGCAGCAGCAACAACAACAGCAGCAACAGCAUCCGCAUCAACAGCAGCAACAACAUUCACCGCAGCAGCAUUUAAUACGCGCGAUACCUGUUUCAAGAUCGCGUCAUGCUCAGAAAAUGCUAAACUAUCUGGAUGAAAUCGAAUCGAACUCUUCGCCAACAUUCGUGGACGAUCUGGUGACGCCGCCGAGCAACGAUGAGGACACCGGCUUCGGCACCGACAGUAAUCAGGCAACAGCGACAACCACAACAGCAACAUCGAUACCGUCGCUCAGCUCCGAGUUGUUCGGUGGUCUAUUUAGCACAACGCUGCGCCAUAAGACAGCUGAUGUGGUGCUCACUGUACAACAGCCACAACAAUUGCAGCAGCAGCAGCAACAGCAGCAUUUCCAGCAGCAGCAGCAGCAGCAACACCAACAACAGCCCCAGCAGCAACUAUUUCAGUAUCCCGCAUUAAAUUUACAUCUGCAGCAGCAGGAAGCCACCAGCGAGGCGGAGAGCAGCGGCAGCAGCGGUGCCAGCAGUGGCCGCGGUGGCGGCAAGCACCUGAAGCGGCGCAAGCUCGAGUGCAAUCAGGUGGAGCUCGACAACGAUGAUGCGUGCAGCGAAGAUGAGUUUAUACGCAAAAUUGCCACCGUUGCGGCCGACAACAGUCCGGGCGAUGAGCCGAAUACGGCACGGGAAACGCUGAGCUAUGCCAGCAAAGGAAGGAACAACAGUGAGCCAAAAUUCAUUGGCACACGCGCCGUAACCCGCGUGGCCAACAAGCGACAGCCCACAACGCCACUGAACAGCAUCGCCAGCUCCAACGAUAGCCAUGUGCAGCUGGAGAUCGUGUCGCAGCCGGAGCAACAGCAUCGUGCACGCUACCAGACCGAGGGCAGCCGCGGCGCCGUCAAGGAUCGCAGCGGCAACGGAUUUCCCAUUGUCCGGCUAACGGGUUACGAUAAGCCGGCCGUGCUGCAGGUGUUCAUCGGAACGGACAUUGGACGCGUCGCGCCGCACAUGUUCUAUCAGGCGUGCAAGGUGGCUGGCAAGAAUUCGACGCAGUGCAACGAGAAGAAGGUCGACGGCACCAUGGUCAUCGAGAUUGACUUCAAGCCCGAAACGGACAUGACCAUCACCUGCGAUUGCGUUGGCAUCCUUAAGGAACGCAAUGUCGACGUGGAGCAUCGCUUUCCGGAGCAUCUGGCCCAGAAGAACAAGAAGAAGUCAACACGUUGUCGCAUGGUCUUUCGCACGCAGCUAACACGUGACGAUGGCAGCACUGAAACGCUGCAGGUCUGCUCCAAUCCCAUCAUAUGCACUCAGCCACCCGGUGUGCCGGAGAUCUGUAAAAAAUCGCUAAACUCUUGUCCCGUCGAUGGUGGUCUGGAGCUGUUCAUAAUCGGCAAGAACUUUUUGAAGGACACACACGUGGUGUUCCAGGAGACCUACGACAGUGUCAAUGCCGAUGAUCCGGCAACUGAAUUAGUGGGACGACAGCAGCUAAUCGCCGGAACUUCAGCGCUAUGGGAGCAAAGUGUGCUGCCCGACAAAGAGUAUUUGCAUCAGACGCAUUUGAUCUGCACAGUGCCGCCAUAUCUGCACCAGAAUAUACUAAAGCCGGUCAGCGUCCAGGUGUCCAUUAUAUCGAGCGGCAAGAAGAGCGAGCCCCACACCUUCACCUAUACGCCCAAGGGCAGCUAUACGACUUUGGCGGCGGCCAGCACGUUAAGUAGCACAAUGCAUAGCCAAGAUGUCGCCAGCUUCAUGGACACGAGCAGUGCGCCGGCCAGCAGCAACGGCGCCUGGGGCAGCGCCGCUGGCAGUGCGGCCGUCGUUGCCGCCGCCGCAGCCGCUGCCGCCGCUGGGGCGGCCGGAGCCGGCGGCGUGGUGGAAACGAAGCAUGAGCUGGACCUGGGCAUGAUGCCGCCACCGAUCACCACACAGAUACCGAUGGGACUGCGACGAUCCUCGUUGUCGGGCGCCACGCCCAUGAUCACCGAUCAGCAGCUGGUGCAUCUGAGCGCCGAUGCGGCGCUCAAGAGCGAGCUGCUGGACGAGAGCAGCUCGCUGAGUCCACGCACAGCCGAGACGCUGCACUCGCCGGAGGCGCUCGAUCCCUGCAGCCCCAAUGCCCUGCAGUAUCAUGCGCACUAUGCGCGCGAGGGCAGCCUGGACACGAUCAUGUACGAUCGGUCGAAUAGUAUGCCCGGUUUUCCGGUGCCCGCCGCGGCCACUGUUGACCUCGAUCCUGCCGCGGUGGCCGUGGCCGUUGGGCUGGCCGUCAAGCACGAGAUUAUCCAGCAGCAGCAGAACCAACAGCAGCAGCAACAGCAGCAGCAGCAGCUGGAGCAGCAACUGGAGCAGCAGCAACUGGAGCAGCUGGAGCAACAGCAGCAGCAGCAACAACAGCAGCAGCAACAGUCGGCGGCAGCGGCGGCCAAUGUGCACAAGUUCAUCGACGAUCUGACCAAGUCGACGUCUGUGGUGAAUAGCAACGGCACCAGUGAGCCGGCUCUGUUCAACAGUGCGUCGGACAUCGACCACGCGCUCACCGAUAUACUGCAGCAGAAGGUGGGCGUGCUGACGCACACGCACACACACACGCAUCAGCACUCGAAUGGAGCGGCCACAGCAGCGCCGGGUGUCCUCAAGCGCAGCCUCUCCAUCAGCAGCAGCAACUCGAACUCGAGCUCGCUGUCCGGCAGUGAAACGUCGCCGAAUAGCUCGCCGAUCACGCAGGACAUCAUCCUGAACUCGGAGCCGGCGGCAGCGUUGGGCGCCGGACUGCCGUUGCAGCAGCUGGCAACGGUGCCGGCUGCCGCAGCAGUGGCCAAUGCCGGCGGUGCUCUGUCCACGGACAUCAUUAUGAAUCCGGCCGUAUCGCCGUCGACCAUACUCUGUUCGGCGAACGGAGCCGCCACGGCGGUGGUGGCCAACAUUCUGGCGCCCCACCAGGUGACCAUGGCCAAUUCGAUAUUGAACAACAUUGCCAUGCAGGCGGAGCCGACGCGUCAGGAUGCCGCUGUCGCUGCCCUGGCGCUGAGCAACAUUAUGAUGAGUCCGCCGAAUGCGGCCGCCGGCGUCAGUGUCGAUGUUGGUGACACGUUGCCGCCCACGCCGGCCGUCAUGCAGCCGGAGGUGGCUGCCACGGCCACCUCGACGGCGGUCAGCAACAUGAUCAUCAAGGCUGCCGCCGAUUAUAUAACCACGCAGGAGCAGGAACAGCAUCACUUUCACCAGCAACAGCAGCAGCAACAACAACAGCAGCAGCAACAGCAACAACACCAGCAGCAACAGCAGCAGCAGCAGCAGCAGCAUGCCCAUGCGCAUUCCCAUUCCCAUGCACAUGCACACACCCAUCCCCAUCCACAUCCGCAUCCUCACCCGCAUCCGCAUCCGCAUCCCCAUCCGCAUCCGCAUUCACAUCCGCAGCAACCGCAGCAAGCAGCGAAUGCGGCUGCCAGUGCUGGCGAUCCGCUCGUCAAUCUGCUGCUGAACCACACGACACCGGAAACCGUGGUGGUCGAGGCUGCUGCCGUUGCGGCUGCCGCCGCCGCCGGCUAUCCAACGUUGUCCGGCGUCCAUCUGCCGGUGGUGCCGCCCACACCACAAGAAUCUCUCAUUGUUGCGCUGGCCACUGAGAAUGCGCUGCAGAAGUCGGUGGCCACCGCGGCCAUUACCACCAACGGAGCGGUAAUGACCCAGCAGGCAACGACGCCCAGCAGCACCGGCAGCAUCCUGCCGGCAGCCGUGGGCGCUGUCGCCGCAGCCGCCGCCGUUGCCGUGCAGCCGCCCAUACCACAGGAGCUGACAUCAAUGUCCGACCAGGACCUAAUCAGUUAUAUUAAUCCGAGCACCUUCGAUCAGCUUUAAACGGCAACAGAUCAACAAAUUAAACUAUUGGGUUAUUUUUAAACAAAUAAGGGGAAACCACACAGGCCUAAUCCUAAGCGUAUAAAUAGUAACAAUGAAGAACACACACAUGCAAACAUACACACACACACACAUACACACACACACAAUUACACUUUUUAAUGUGGACCAAAUGUUGUCAAGUUUUUGUUUUUUUUUUUUCUUAUUGUUUGGCUAUCAGCAAACAAUGAGAAUUGGCAUAUUAAAUAGCCUCACACAUACACACACACAUACACACACAUUUGUAUUGUUUUAAGCACACUUGUUAAGCUGUAGACCCUAUAGAUAUACUUUUUUUUUUUUUUUUUUUUUUUUUUGUUCUCGUUAAAUCUAAAUUGAUUUUUUUCAACAAAAGUCAAAUUAUCUCAAAAUGAUAACGACUGCCAUAUAAAUACAUGAUUAUAAAGGAAUAAUA